Plasmodium adleri (nom. inval.) is the source of this 612-nucleotide messenger RNA. RefSeq names its product conserved Plasmodium membrane protein, unknown function. The transcript is spliced from 3 exons. The record is from RefSeq and is a predicted model, not a curated record. The coding region runs from base 1 to 612 and encodes 203 amino acids. Lineage: Eukaryota; Apicomplexa; Aconoidasida; Haemosporida; Plasmodiidae.
AUGAUUAAAAUUAAAAAUAUAAGCUUGAAUAGAAUAUCAUCCAUUGCAAGUAUCAUUUGCUUGCUUGAUUGUAUUGUAAUUCCUAUUGUUAUGUUUACAUUAUCCGUUUUUAACGUCUUCAAUUCAAAACUAGCACAUCUUCAUGAAAUAUCCGAUAUACUAGCUUUAUAUAUUAUGACUCCAAUAUGUUCACUCUGUAUCCUUUUUAAUUUUAUUCAAUUAAAAAAUGUCGUAUUACUCAUAUGGGGUAUAUUUAGUGUUAUAUUAUUUGUAAUUUCACAUGGGCAUUUUAAUAUAGGUCCCAAAUGUAACCAACUUUUAGAAAAGUACCAUAUAUUUAUAUCAAUUUUAUCCAUAAUUUUAUUAUUAAGUAAUAAUUAUGUAUCACAGAGAAUGAUAAAGAAAAGAAAUUUACAUCACUGUUGCUCAAUGAAAAGAUUCGGAAAAAAUGCAAAUGACUCUUCUUUUACCAAUCACCAUUCAAGUGAACAUGCCUGUAAUCACGAUCAUGAUGAUGAUCAUCAUCGUAAGAAUUCAGCAUCGUCAAAUAAUGGGAAUAAAUAUUAUAUGAACUAUGACAAAAAUGAAAGAGAAUUAGUAAGCUUCUUAUAA